ACACUCAGAUGCCUCCAUCGUCCAACAAGAAAAGAACAGAGUCUAACUGGCAACUCGCCGUAUAUAUUAGCAGGUAUUCCAUCAACCCAUCAUCGUCCUCAUCUUCCAAGUUCGCAUAUCUCAGAUUGUAGCAUUCAACCAAUGGCGGGGAAGGGUGUACAGCGUAUUGCUUCUCUUCUUCUGGUCCUCAACUUCUGCAUGUAUGCCAUAGUGGCAGCAAUAUCAGGUUGGGCCCUCGACGUCGCCAUGGAUCGAGGGUUCACUAUAGGACCAGGACUUGCACUCCCGGCUCACUUCUCGCCGGUGUUCUUUCCGAUUGGGAAUGCGGCCACCGGCUUCCUUGUGAUAUUUGCACUGGUAGCUGGAGUUGUUGGAGCCGCUGCGGCCAUUGCCGGAAUCCACCACAUCCGCACCUGGAACUCUCAAAGCUUGCCGUCCGCAGCAUCUUCUGGUAUGGUAGCGUGGGCUCUUACUCUGCUUGCAAUGGGUUUGGCCUGCAAAGAGAUUGAAUUGGAGGGAAGGAAUGCGCGCCUGAGAACUAUAGAGGCUUUCUUGAUCAUUCUUUCAGCAACGCAGCUCGUAUACAUUCUUGCCAUACAUGGAGCAUCACCUACAAGGACAAGGAGCUGAAAGCUGAAACUGUUUGGACUGAAUUUUUCUUGAUCAUCAUUUUUUAUUGAGUUCCCCAAACCUCCUUUAUGCAUUCCAAGUGAGGUCAAAGGUUAUUGAUUUGUGCGGUGCGAUUAAGCUUGAAUACUCAAGGCUUAGGCUUGAUGUUGUUGGAGUGAUUUUAGUAUGGAUGUUUCCUAGUAAAUUUGCAGAAGAUAUAUCUUUAUUUUUAUGUUCGACGGAUACGGUAUUACCUCGAACUUAUUGAGUUAUUUUUUGUGUGA
Phoenix dactylifera (date palm) is the source of this 893-nucleotide messenger RNA. Lineage: Eukaryota; Viridiplantae; Streptophyta; Magnoliopsida; Arecales; Arecaceae. The record is from RefSeq and is a predicted model, not a curated record.